UAAAAAGAGCUUAAAAAAGAGUUCCGACUUCAGUUACAGUAGCAGGCGAGCAGAAAGGCUAAAAAGAAAGAAAAUCUAAGCAACUGAACCCGUCAACUAGUCCUAUUUGAUUUAAAAAAUCCAACCUGGAAACUGUCCCAGAAAACCCUCUAUCUCCAAGCCCCUUUACUAGGUUGGGCAAGCUUUGAUGCCUCUACUCCCAAUUAUAAUUAAAUCUUAUAUACCUAUAAAAAAAUGUACGAGGGUAUCGAUGUAAAAUGAUUUCUCCCCCGCCAAUCCGCCCAGGAGUAAGUAGUACCUGUAAUAUUUACUUGGAUCAACGAAGAGACAAAAGAGGGUUGCAAAAGAAUGUCCUUGGCUCUUCCCCCAAGGAACUUGGCAACUCAAGUGGGAAGCAUUAUUACCAGAACAACAACAUCAACAACAAGAAGAAGAAUGUCGAAAACAAGCUUCUCUUCCAUAACAGACCAAAACCCAGGGUCCGAGUCCUCCAAUGGCGUUUCAGUGCCAGAACUUCGCGUUUUCUCGAGAAAAAAGAGACUCAAAGAGACUAUCCAAGCAAAGCCUCUUGAGAAGUCGUCUGUCCUUCCCGACAUCGAAGAAUUUGCAUACAAGAAAGCAAGUGGAUCUGCCUCUUCAAAGAAGUCGCAAGAUGUUUCUGAUGUUUUUGUGGUGGAAGCUGAAGUUUCUCCUCUAGUUAGGCCAAGAGAUGAACCACCUGCUAACUGGGAGAAAGUCCUUGAAGGCAUUCGCAAAAUGAGGUCUUCUGAAGAUGCACCAGUAGAUACUAUGGGAUGUGAAAAGGCUGGAAUUCUUCUUCCUCCUAAGGAACGAAGAUUUGCCGUCUUGGUUUCUUCUCUCUUAUCAAGCCAAACAAAGGAUCAUGUUAAUCAUGGAGCAAUUCAGCGCCUUCUUCAAAAUGAUCUGCUCACUGCUGAUGCCAUUGACAAAGCCGAUGAAGCAACUAUAAAAAGCUUGAUUUACCCGGUAGGAUUUUAUACUAGAAAAGCAAAUAACUUGAAGAAAAUUGCAAAUAUUUGUCUCAUGAAUUACAAUGGAGAUAUUCCCCGCUCAUUAAAGGAGCUGCUUUUACUUCCAGGGAUUGGUCCUAAGAUGGCGCAUUUGGUUAUGAAUGUUGGCUGGAAUGAUGUUCAAGGCAUAUGUGUUGAUACUCAUGUGCACCGCAUUUGCAAUCGACUAGGAUGGGUGUCACGGCCUGGCACAAAACAGAAAACUUCUACUCCCGAGGAAACAAGAGAGGCAUUACAAAAGUGGCUACCAAAGGAAGAAUGGGUUCCGAUAAACCCUCUUUUGGUUGGAUUUGGUCAAACAGUGUGUACUCCUCUACGACCCCGAUGUGGAGCUUGUACUGUAAGCGAACUCUGUCCUUCUGCAUUCAAGGAGACCGCGAGCCCGUCUUCCAAGUCGAACAAGUCUACUUCAAGAAAGAAGCCAUCAUAAGAGGAAUUCGAUCUUGGCAUAACAAACUGGGGUAGGUAUUUAUUCAGUAGUUAAGGAAGCUAUUAAUCUUCCACCUUGUAUCAUAGAAAGGCUGAGAAACAUGAUCUUCAUCUAUUUUGGUCAAGAGGAGUAAUAUCAAAUUGUAGAGUUUUUUGGGGAAGGAAGUUAAUUUCUAGUGAUG
Molecule: messenger RNA, 1642 nt
Organism: Morus notabilis
Lineage: Eukaryota; Viridiplantae; Streptophyta; Magnoliopsida; Rosales; Moraceae
Product: endonuclease III homolog 1, chloroplastic
Exons: 11
Coding region: 349-1461 (370 amino acids)
Biological process (GO): base-excision repair; base-excision repair, AP site formation; nucleotide-excision repair
Cellular component (GO): nucleus; chloroplast nucleoid
Molecular function (GO): DNA binding; DNA-(apurinic or apyrimidinic site) endonuclease activity; oxidized pyrimidine nucleobase lesion DNA N-glycosylase activity
Source: RefSeq, a predicted model, not a curated record